Molecule: messenger RNA, 4356 nt
Organism: Strongylocentrotus purpuratus (purple sea urchin)
Lineage: Eukaryota; Metazoa; Echinodermata; Echinoidea; Camarodonta; Strongylocentrotidae
Product: protein DD3-3
Exons: 14
Coding region: 144-2447 (767 amino acids)
Source: RefSeq, a predicted model, not a curated record
UGUAUUUGAGGGAAUAGAAUUGCAUGACUUUGGGUAUAACAACUGGUAGAAUUUGGCAGACGUAGAAGUGAGCGGGCUCAUUUACCGUCAUUUGGAGGCAGAGCUCAUGUUUUCCUAUUAAAAUAUCAGUGUCAAAAAACAAAAUGAAGAUAUUUGCAGCAGUGUUAGCGGUUAUCGCAGUGGUAAAUGCAGAUAUUUAUAUGCACAACCCAAGGGGAAGCAACAACAGACUUGAUGAAAAUGGAAGAGAGAGAAAUAAUGGAAACAGAAUGUUUGACUCCCAGAACAACAAUCGAGGAGGUUACAAUGUGGGUAGUUUGUACUACACUGCUGGUUCAGUACUACCAAUAGAAUGGACUAACCAGCACAGCUGUGGAGAUCCAAAUGCCAAUUGUGAGCUUGUUAUGCAAUACAUGUGUGGAGAAUGGGUCAGAGAUGGAACUACUACCACAACCAUCCCUGAGAACCCUAACCAGUGUUAUAAUUAUGACUGUAACACAGACAUCCGAUAUGGUAUGAAUGAGAACUUUGAUAACUACCUCAAUUGUAAGAUUCGCCAACGUGAGGCCAACCUCUUUACAGCUGACCAGAACCUUAACGGGGAGACUGCAAGGUAUACCAGACAGAAUCCACAAGGAACUAGGAGGGGGUAUGAGUGUCCAGAAGAGAGGGAUCAUUACCCUUACUGGGGUCCUACCCCAUGGAUGGACAUUGCUGUUUUCACGAAUGAUGCAGAGCGAUGCGAGUACUACCAAACUGAAAGUCAAAAUGUGAAAUCACGAUGGGCUUGUGACCUUCCCUUCUCCUAUUUACAAGAAAACAGGAAUGCUAAUCGUAACCGGCCAGUCAUUCCUAUCACUAAGGAGGCAUGUGAGGCUGUAGAGAUAGAGAAUGCUGCUGGGGGUAAUGCAACCUUUGGAGUCUGGAAGGAAUAUGCUUCAUUUAACAUGUCAGCUCCAGCAUGCAGAGAAAACCAUUGGAGUAGAGAUAAUCACCUUGGUAACGGAGUCAACGGACAGCCUAACACCUACAACUGGACUAUCCCUGAAACUCUUAGUGAGAGUUGUGUUUUACGUAUAAGGUAUAACAUUUCUACUGGUGAGUUUGAUGGCUGGGAUGGUUCCACUACAGCUGAACUAAAUGCAGAGGGAAACCAAGAGAGCACACUUGAUGUAUAUACAAGAUAUGGUUUAACAGCAGAAGAAGCUGAGGAUAGAGGCUAUGUCUUUGAGAACAAUCCUAACGUUGAGAUGUUCACUGAUGCUGCUAAUGGAGAUAACUUCAAUCUACAACUUGCUAUUAACACAGCUCAACUUGGUAGGACGUUUCAAGACAGGUCUCAUACCUUUGCCAUUCGUGCUAAGCCUGCAGAGGUCGCUGCUAACACUGUGUACAAUCUCAACGUAAGAGGCAAACGAGGCAACAUUGUUCAAGUCUUUCCCGGAGUGGAAUAUGAUUUUGUUCCAAAUAAUUUGGAAAUGAUGCCUGGAGAUUUCGUUCAUCCACAAUGGACUGGAUCCAAUUCAAAUCCAAACAAUAAUGAUGGUCAAGGCCGUCAAGGGACUGACCGUAGCAACAUUGCUUUGCUCAAAGAACAGAACUAUGAGGAAGGUACAGGAGCCUACUAUGAACCGUUUGGUGUGAGUGGGCAGUAUGGUAACAGCUAUCCUAAACAUCUAGCAGAUACAUCAUUUGUGGGAUUAGCUGCUCAGACUCUCAUAAACAUGGCUGUUCUGCAACCAGGUCAAUUUCGAGGUGAGAUGUCUGAGUUGGAUGAUGCUGGUACUUAUUUUGAUGCCAAGCCUCUCAAAGUCACAGAGACUGGGACGCACCACUACAUGUGUACAAGGAAUAAUAACUUCUCCAACCGUAGCCAGAAGGGACGUAUGAAGGUUGGUGUGGAGCAGACAGCUUAUAGUGCUAUUGGCUAUACAGGAGGCAAUGUGACUACUUCUCAUAGUGAGCUGAACUUUGGUCGAGGUUCCCUGGAUCAUUUAGAAGACAUCAAGGUUGUUGAAUGGGAUCCCCAGCAGGGUAAGUGGGAGAUAGAGCGAGUUGAUGGUUCACCAGAUGAUAUCCCAGGAGAUAAGAUAGAGAGUAACUUUGUGACCAUCUACCCCACCGGUCAAAUCACCACCGCUGAUGAGACCUUCACUCUUCGCCUCUUCCUCAACGGAUCUACUUCAGAUGUCGUUGAGCUCUUCCGUAGCGACCCAGAAUCCUUUACAACUUGGGAGAAGGUUGAAUUCAGCAGACAAGGCAAUGCUCUAGCUGUAGAGACACAGAGUGGUGGGACUUAUGUAGCUACAGGAUCAAGUAAUGCUGGCCAGAUUGCUGGUAUUGUCAUAGGAUGUAUUGCAGCAGCAGUCUUGAUCAUUGGUGCUGUGGUCUACUUUAGAAUGCACCCUGAGAAGCUUACUAAUCUUACCAAGUCAGGUCCUGUUUAACAUAAGAGCUAUUAUGACAGUCAAGGUGCAUGCCUCAUGCCUCAAUGUUUGAAGACCAAUGUUAUAUAUCUGUUCAAAUUGGUUCGCAGAUUCUAUUGCAAGUUAUUUGCAUUUGUGACACAACUUCUCAAAACCAUUAAUAUGUUGCGAAUUCAAAAAGAUGGCUGGAUUUUUCUGAAUAAGUGUCAUAGAUUACUCCGAGUAAUCCAUGGUGUUACAGUGGGCUCCUUGGGAGUAACUACUUCAUAUAUUACUGGAGAGUUGGAAUGUCUAUUUUCAGAAAAUAUACACAUAAUCAAAAAGUAUAAGUUGUGCGAAUUAUUGGUGGUUAUUAUUGGAGUAAGUCACUUCAAGUAAAUAGUUUAAUAGACAAGCCUAGUCCUGACAUCUAACAAUAGAAUGACACAAAAACUCUUUAAAUGUUGCACACAAGCUGUUUAUAUUCUACUCAUCUGUGUUUCUAGAUAAACUUAAUUUGUUCAUCUUUCCAUAAGUAUUUCAACAUGUACAUGAGAACAUUGUAAAUAUAAGAUAUAUCUAUAAUUUUUACAUAGAAAUUCAUAAUUUCUUAUGUCUAGUUGUCAUCAUGUCCUUAUUACGUGUAUUAUAAAAAGCACUUUUUUCAAUGUAUAUUGGUGUACUUAAUAUCUUUCAUUGUAGUACAGAGUUCAUACAGAUGGGUUUCAGUCCUUUUGGAGAAUAUUGAUUGGUGUUAGAGGAAGAUUGGUCUCUAGUAGAAGGAAUAUGUUUUAUACAAUGUUUAUAAUUCUUUCAUGAGACAAUGUUUUCUUAGUCACUCAAACUGCGAAUACUUUGCUUUCUUGUGAUGUUUUGAGUUUUUCUUGAUAAAGUGUGGUCCAGAAAUCAUUUGUGCUUGCAGGAUUAAAAGUUGUAUCUUUACCAAAUAUUCCAAUGUCUUUCAAGUUAGUUACACCCUCCGACUCACUGGUACUUCUUGAAGAAUGAGAGCUUUUUUAAAGAGAAAAUAUAUUGAAGAAAUAUUUUAUUUGUAUGGUUAUCUGAUUCUGAUUUCAAUGUGCCUAAUAAUUAUCUUACGAUUGAACGAGUUUUGCAAGGUGUUGAUUUCAUUGCUUUUAUCUAGAUACCUUGCCUGCAAGUCUAUUUCGUGUGUGAUACUUAUAUUUAUAUCAACAAAAGUACUAUUGUGAUCUGAUGAACAUGGCAUUAAUUUCAUAACUUACUUGUAGAUAAGUGAGCAGAAGUAAUCAUGUUCUCGCUGUUGUAUCGGUAAUAGUUUGGUUUACAAAUCUAUCAAAAUGAUAUGAAGGAAUCGGACGAAGGGGAUUUAUUUUAAAAAUACUAAUGGGUAAAAAGAACCAACAAGUGAGCAAUACUGCUGUCAAAUAUUUACAAUGUGAGACUUGUGUGUUGAUAAAGGUGAAUACUUCAUAGGAUUAAAAAAAAGUAAACAUCAGUUUGUGGUGCUGUUCCGUAAAGAUCAGUCAAAAGGAAAAUGAGUUGAUCCUGCAAUGGACAGUUUCCUGUAUUUCCAUUCCUUCUGCGCUCAUGAUGUUCUCACAGGCUUUAGAUAUGUCUGUUGGCAUCUACUUUGAACAAGGCAUAGUUUUUUUUUCUACAUGAUUCUCAUCCGCUGGUCGGAUAAUGGGAGGAAAAUGAAUAAAUGGUGUUAUCAUGUAAUUGAAAAGAGAAAGAAAAAUAUGUUCUUAAAGAUGAACUGAGAAGAAACAAAGCUCCAGUUUGGUGGUUGAAAUCUAAGACAAAUUCAGACUGAUGAUUUAACAUUACUUGGCUACAUUCACAUGGUAUAUAAUAGCUAACACUAUGAUAAAUUGUAACUUCAUUACAUGUAACAUUUCUCACCGACUGUUUAUGUAGGUGGAUUUUUUGCAAUAAAGCCAUUUAUAUUUUUGCACUUGACAUGGGAGAA